Molecule: messenger RNA, 2121 nt
Organism: Rubroshorea leprosula
Lineage: Eukaryota; Viridiplantae; Streptophyta; Magnoliopsida; Malvales; Dipterocarpaceae
Source: the annotation of a GenBank genome assembly
ACAAAGCUUUGAAAAGGAGACGAUGGUGUUCUCUAUUCCUGAUAAUGUCAUGAAGCUUUGGGAUGCAUGGAAUGUCAGAGCAUUUGUCAUCCUAAGCCUCCUGGCGCAAGUUUUCUUGACUCUCUUUGCACCAUUAAGAAAGCGCCUAGGGGGAAUAUGGGGAAAAUGUGUUUACAUGUUGAUCUGGUUGGUAUACUUGCUCGCAGACUGGGUUGCGGGGCUUACCGUUGGAUCCAUCUUAAGCAACCAGUUGAAAAUUCCUGCCAAUAGUGGUGACAUCCAGGCCUUUUGGGCACCCUUUCUGCUGUUACACCUUGGUGGCCCCGAUACCAUCGCGUCCUUCGCCUUGGAGGACAAUGAGUUAUGGGUAAGGCAUUUGCUUGGGCUCAUAUUACAAGUUGGUUCUACACUCUACGUCUUCCUUAUGUCCCUACCAGACAACAAGCUUUGGCUCCCAACCUUCUUAGUAUUAAUUGCUAGCAUAGUCAAAUAUGCAGAGCGGAACCGUGCUUUUUAUCUGGCAAGCUCUGACCAUUUUGGUGAAAAUUGGGUGCCUGGAGAAAGGGUAGCUGGACUCCAUAUUCCAAAACAAUUCAAAAAGUUGGAAACUGCAGAUCCCGUGCCUUAUGGAUUGGAAGAUGAUGAUAUCCAGCCAUUUUAUGUUAACCCCGGGCCAUUUUUUAUUAAUCCUGGUUCAUUUUAUGAGCCUUCCGAAUUUUUAGUUGAUUCGGAUCCCAAGUCAAUAUUACAAGCUGCAGCUUACUUGUUUGGAACCAUCAGGAGACCUCUUCUUGGCUCUUUUUUAUCUAAAUAUCAAUGUCUGAAGAGUUUUGCAAACUUUGGAAGCAAAAAUAAGGAAUGUUAUGCAAAAGAUGCGCUCCUAAAGAUUGAAAUUCAGCUAAGCCUAUUGUUUGAGGCUCUCCACACCAAGUUGCCUGUGAUUGUUUCCAAGGCUGGGUGCAUCAGUCGCAUCUUGAACUUGAGUUGCAUCGUGGGAGCCUUGUUGUCAUUCUCAUUAGUUAAGAAGCACUACGAGUUGAAUGAGUUUGAUACCUGGCUAACCUAUGGGUUGUUGAUCGGGGCCUUGACUUUGGAUUUCAUAUCUAUCAUCUUACUUGUGUUCUCUGACUGGUUUCUUAUUGCCAACUUCCAUAAUUCGGGAUGCUUCCGUGUCUUGAGAUCCAGAUUGAAGGCACGCAGGUGGUCUAACAAAGUUCCCCAAUUAAAUUUUAUUACUUAUAGUGUUAAGGACCAUCCAAAUUGGUUGAAUUCAUUGGCUACUUUUCUUCCUUUAAGGAGUUUGUUAGAAGCCAUGAAAGUAAUUCGAUGUCUGUCCUUCCAAAAUUUUGGAGAUGACCCACAUUACUGGCGUUGUAUUUUUGAGGAUGUGCAGGACGUUAUUCGGCGAGGAGACCUAAAAGUUGAUGUAGAUUUUGCACAAAAUCUUUUAGACUUUCAUAUAGCCACAGAAUUAUCCAUCCAAGGAGAUUUCCAAGGGUCUUCACCUGGGAGCACAGAAAAAGACAGAACAAUUUGCAAGCUAAUUUCGGAUUAUAUGUUUUACCUUAUGAAGAUGGAACCUGCUAUGAUGGCCACCGUGUCCAACAAUUGGGAAAAUGUAUUGAAAGACGCACAUAAAGAGACCCUGUCAAUUUUAGAUUGGAGUUUAGUCUCAAAUGAAAAGGAUGCCAGCAGCAAAAUUCUUUCAGCUAAAUUUGAAAAGGGAAAGACUCUAAAAAUGUUAUCUACUGCUAGAGGAAAACGUUUAGUCAUGGAACUUGAGGUCGGGACAAUUUCCUGGGAGGAAUUGAGAAAAGGAUGGGUUAAGGUAAUGUGUCAUGCUGCGCGUAAAUGUAGGCCAAGUGUGCAUUCACAACAACCAAGUAAGGGUGGAGAACUACUCACCUUCAUCUGGCUGUGUAUGGCUAAUUUCACAAUGGCAAAGUAUGGGUCACCAUAUAUCUAUUGGUCCUGAGCUACCAGAUCGAUCACCUUUAGUUCUUGUGUGUGUGUUUUCGCAAUCCUUCCUUUUAUAUAUACACGAGUGGUCCUCACCCCGCUUUGCAGGGGUAUUGGGGACGCAAUUGAGUAAUUUAUUUAGUAUAAAUAAGAUAUUUAAAU